AUGAGCGACCCUUAUUUGAGUUUACCUCAGAGCGCAAGAAAUCACUCGUUUGCCGAUAUUUCCCAAAGCAAGGAUGGAUUGAUUGAGAGGGGAAAAUGGAAACCUGUUGCUCCAUCCAUGCGUGCUCGUGGCAUGGAUUCUUACUGCGAUGUAGGGGAUGCCCAAUCCAUUACAAGCCAGAGUUAUGCCUCGAAAUUUCCCACUCUUACUCAACAUGACUCAAAUAGUCACUUUACAACUGGUCUCGCGAAGACCCCAGCUACCCAAUCCCAAUGUCCAGAAGGAUAUUGGGAAGGGACUUCGAACCAUUCCUCAGUUGCUCCGGAGUUUUGGUCCGGUGCGACUUCCGGAGCAACACUUCCUCCCGGCCUGCGAAGAGCUGAAUGGACCCAAGGUGGAUACAAUUUUGACAAUGCCUCGCCCAUGCCAUUAGGGAUUGAUAACAAUUUUGUUCCCUUGGAUGAUUCGAUAAGUGGUUUAGGGGUUAGCUGCUCCAGCCGUAGAAAAUACAUAGGGCGUCUAGCAGAGUCUGGUUAUCCACCAGAUCUGCCGAGGUCGGCUAUGUCACUCCCAUAUAAUGGGUUGUCUGCUGGUCGUCGUGAGUAUGGUAUACCUGAGCGCCAUAGAAUCACAGAUGCCGCUCUCGCAAGACACAAUUCUCAGCUUGUUUCUGGCUUGGUUGAGCAACAGGGCACUCGAAUGCUCAACGAUGGAUGUCAAGAUUUACAUGGCUCGCAUAUUUCGCGUGAAUUUGUGGAUAAAAGGAGACCCCAGCAAACUGCUAGUUCGAAUGAGUUCACGAGGCACAUACGUGAAACACCGAAGCAGAAGAGUUGCUGGCAGUGUCGGUUUAAACAUGAACGGUGUACCGGAGGAACGCCUUGUGAUAGCUGCCAAUCCAUACUCGAAGGCAAAGGACCGUAUCGCUUUACACCUGGUUGUUUUAGAAAUCAAUUGGAAGAUUUUACUUCACCAUUUUUCCCAGCCACAUUGCGACAACAAUUAUCUUGUAAUUGGCCAUAUUAUUAUGAAAAUGAGUUUCGGAAUGGAUUACCUGCGACGUUCAUUAUCCAGCUUAGUGUUGGGUUUGGCGAACCUAUUGAUGCUCUUGCGAGAAUGUUUGAUGACCAGGGGGAUUUGAUUGGAAGAUCCCAGAGAAUUGCAAUAAGCAAGGAAAAGUCAAGCGUCGUUUCUGAAGAUGUCCUCCCCAUUCUACCGGCAGGCAAUUUAAAAGAUUUGGUUAAGAAUAUUAGAUCUUGGAUUGACCGGGGGGUCCGAAGACCGGAUUUCUUUUUUUCGUGGGUUAAUACUACGGGCAUGAACGAGAUUCACGGUGAUGCGGGCUGUGGGAUACUGCGCGCGAUUUACCACUAUUUGACUGAGUGCGGAACUCACUUAAGUCCAUCCGCCAUGUCAGAGACAUCCGCGAAGAGAGCUGAACCUAGAACUGACCCUAACGUUACACUGCUAGAUGCUAUGAAGACGGCUAUCCUGAGGACUAUACUUUCGACUUGCAUAAAGAUCACGUCGACAGGCCUCAAAAUCCUUCAGGAAGUAUUUCAAAUGAAACCUGCCGAAUUGUCUCGAAAGUGGAUGAUACCGCCUCUGAUGAACAAAGCGUUUAAGUGUGCGGUUUUUCAAACCUCGGUUAUCUACAACAAGCGUGCGCUUAUUGGACUUGACAGGCUGCUGAAUCAAAAAGACAUACCGGAAGGCCACGUUGGCUCUAUUGUUACUCUCCUUGCUUCUGCAAUGAAUUCAACCCAGCUUUCACUAGUUGACCUUUGUCGUAUAACAAAGGGAACUGAAGAGCCUGUUACGUAUGAGCAGGUGAAGCCUGAAAUCUUGGAGCUGGAAGACGUAUUCUCUAAAUUGUGUUGUCUUUUCCAUCGAAAGUACAAAAUCGAAACUAUCAAGUCAGAACGACGAUAUAGAAGGCUGGACAAGAAGACGAAGGAUUUGGUGGAUAGGCUCUCAAACGCCAUUCCUGCUUUAAGGACGAGUACACGUCAUAUCCGCGAUCUCAAGUUUGAAAACAUGGAAUAUAUCCACGACUUCCCCCCCGGACACAGUGUAGAUAAAAUUGCUACUUACUUCAACACUGACCGUCUUUUUUGUGCAUUGUGGGCUCCCAUGUUGACUGGGAACACCCGCAAGCGUAAGUGGCAGCGUGAAGGGGAUUUGGGUAUACAGACCAAUUAACAAAAACAACUGUGGUGUAUGAUUCCGACUGUCCUCAACGUUUCCCUUUAAAUUCAGGGAGUUACGUGCGGGUUCCAAUUUUUUAAUUGGCUGCACAUAACUACUUACAUAACUACUUGUUGAUUUGGAGGAUUAGCAGAAGGGAUUCCUCUCCUGCAUUUCUAUUCUCUAUAAUUGUUGUUCUUUGAAGGUGGAUUGAAUCAUUUCUGCCCACCCUGCUCAAGCUUUGAUGCUGUUCUCCUCUUUUUCCAUGCUGUUUGAUUAUCACAUUUUGAUUUUGCGAAGAUUGUCUAAUGAAUGAUUCGCCUCUCUAACUUUUUUGUUGCUGGGAUAACAUUAAUUUGUAAUUUAGGCUCGGUCCGUCUGCUGUUCAGAGCGUCUAGAAUGCUGUACGUCAAUCUAUUACAAAGC
Molecule: messenger RNA, 2613 nt
Organism: Histoplasma capsulatum G186AR
Lineage: Eukaryota; Fungi; Ascomycota; Eurotiomycetes; Onygenales; Ajellomycetaceae
Exons: 4
Coding region: 1-2202 (733 amino acids)
Biological process (GO): regulation of DNA-templated transcription
Molecular function (GO): zinc ion binding; DNA-binding transcription factor activity, RNA polymerase II-specific
Source: RefSeq, a predicted model, not a curated record